GCCACAGUCCCUUUGAUUCUUGUUGUUUAGAAUGGGUACAGAAACGAGAAGCCUCAAGGGUGUCCAGAGAGUGUUUACAAUAUCAUGAUGCGUUGUUGGAAAUUUAAGGCCGAGGAUAGGCCUGGUUGGGAGGAAUUGGUUUCUGAACUUUAUACUCAGCAUAAACAAACUCAUCCAGAUGAGUAUCUGGAUUUGAAUGUACCGAACCUGCCAACUCCCCCUUCCUCUACAGAGCUACCUAGAAAGUUUGGAAGAAAUGUUCGAAGCUUGGAAACUCCUCCAUCAUCACCAGAGAUCGGCUCAAAACAUUCAAGUUCCGUCUCCCUGUCUUCCUCUGGGUAUGUGUUGUCAGAUAACCCAGGUCCUUCGAUAAAUCCAGGUUCCUCCAGUUAUAGGUUUAUUCACCAAUCUCCAGACAGUCCGGGACACACAACCCCACACAGUCCUCUUCCUGGUUUAUGGAUCCAACCAAAUGAUUCGUACAUUCCUCAGGUUAUUCAGGACAUUUCGGUUAGGACAUGUCCCAGUCAGUCUCCCACUAGGGCCACAGCAGGUCAUCAGUUUGUGAAUCCUAGUACCGUUGCCUCUCAUCCUGCCAUACAUUCGGGAACUUAUCAACAAAUGAAAUCCAAUUCAAGGUUCUGCUCCGCUAAUGAACAAUUAAUACAUCCUCCUAAAAUAUCUUGUGAUAGUGAUCAACUGCUUGAUCACAAGAAGACUGAUCCCAGGGAAGAUUAUGUCAUUCAUGACGAGAGAAGAGUUGGUCCAGUGCCUAGAGUGAGGCCCAAAUAUAUUCAAUUAAGUUCAGAUUAUCAAUCACAGGAGGAUGACUGUUACCCUGAAGAGGUGGAUGAAAAUAUAGAAGGUAGAAUAAAAAAAAGGAUUAGCCACCAACCUCACACUUGUCCUUCUCCUCGACUCCGACCUCAAGAUUUCUACGGAUUCUCUGUUCCUGAGGAACAGCCUCUGCUCACAACCUCAUUUAUCAAUAGAAGACGGUCUCGAGAAUGCUCCGCUGGAGAUCCUGGACCUAACGUAGAGGAUCAUACGAUCGGGUUGGAAGAUCGAACAAUUAUUACAGAAGAUCGUCGUUGGAACUAUGAUCGAUUUAAGAGAACAACCCCGAGUCCAACUGCAAUGUCAUCCUUUAGACCUGAUAUGAAGCGUGGUUCCUCAGAAAGUGGGUACGGGACUAAUCGAGACAGUGAGAGCAGUGAAUCCAGGUACCGUGUGCCAGGGAUGGAUAAGACCAGACAUGCCUCAGAUUCAGAUUCAGUUUUUUUCAGGAAUUCGCCUUCGCCGUAAUGAAAGUGCACAAUGCACAUGGAGGCAUUAAAAAGGAAAACAUUGCUCACUGUUGAAAUAAGUUAUUACACGCUGUAAGAUGUUAAAUAAUAUUGGUUUCAAAUUUGAAUUUAUUUUCUCAUUAUUCUUAAUUGGUUAAAAGAAUUGUUUACAAAUGUGCUUUAAUUCUUAUUGGAUUGGUGUCAUUUACUCCAUUUAUCCAACCUUUUGCUAAACCUUCUCCCCGGUUACGUUAAAAUCCAAAUAAAUGGAAAUCUAACCUUAAGAAGAAAAAUGGUUGCUUAAAAGAUGUAACAAUUGGUUACAAUGCUCCUAUUAAACGCUUGUUUUUUCCCCUUGAUUCUCCGAAAAAAGAUACCUAAUGUGAAAAUGUGAAAAUUGUGAAUCAUAAGUUGAGUUUUUUUUUGCUCCUUAAAAACAUAUGUAAAUUU
Eurytemora carolleeae is the source of this 1736-nucleotide messenger RNA. RefSeq lists its product as uncharacterized. The transcript is spliced from 11 exons. NCBI's taxonomy places the organism in Eukaryota, Metazoa, Arthropoda, Copepoda, Calanoida, Temoridae. Bases 85 to 1305 code for a protein of 406 amino acids. The record is from RefSeq and is a predicted model, not a curated record.